Castor canadensis (American beaver) is the source of this 4286-nucleotide messenger RNA. It is a transcript of the gene Ado, whose product is annotated as 2-aminoethanethiol dioxygenase. Gene Ontology annotation, cellular component: mitochondrion. The record is from RefSeq and is a predicted model, not a curated record. Lineage: Eukaryota; Metazoa; Chordata; Mammalia; Rodentia; Castoridae. Gene Ontology annotation, molecular function: oxidoreductase activity, acting on single donors with incorporation of molecular oxygen, incorporation of two atoms of oxygen.
CGCAUGAAUGGAGCUCCUGGCGUGAGGCAAAGCCUGGCACCGUCCGCGCCGUCGGUACCUGCUCCCGGAGCGUGAGUGCGGGCUGUUAGCCGUGCGCGUGCGCGCUCGGGGGGGGUGUGGGGAACGCGAGGUGAGCGCGCCCGGCCGUUGCGGGCGCGUGGCUGCUGAGGCUGGUGGCGGCGGCGCGCGCCCCACGGGCCAGUAGUUGCUGGGCCUCGCGCCUCGCCCGUGUUGCGGGCAGCCGUGGCGGCCGCCGGGGACCGCAAGGGGCGGAGGAAAGGAGGGGGCCGGCCCCGGCAAGCGGAGGAACAGCCGAACAUGCCCCGAGACAACAUGGCUUCCCUGAUCCAACGGAUCGCCCGCCAGGCGUGCCUCACCUUCCGGGGCAGCGGGGGCGGCCGCAAUGCUUCCGACCGCGGCGCGGCGUCUGGUUCCGAGGCGCCGAUGCCGCCUGGCUUCCCCGAGAACCUGAGCAAGCUAAAGAGCUUGCUGACCCAAGUCCGCGCAGAGGACCUCAACAUCGCCCCUCGCAAGGCCACGCUGCAGCCCCUGCCCCCCAACCUGCCGCCGGUCACCUACAUGCACAUCUACGAGACUGACGGCUUCAGCCUCGGCGUGUUCCUGCUCAAGAGCGGCACGUCCAUCCCGCUGCACGACCACCCGGGCAUGCACGGAAUGCUCAAGGUGCUCUACGGCACCGUACGCAUCAGCUGCAUGGACAAGCUGGAGGCGGGCGGCGGGCAGCGGCCGCGGGCCCCGCCGCCCGAUCAGCAGUUCGAGCCGCCGCUGCAGGCCAGAGAGCUGGAGGCCCUGCGGCCGGGCGUCCUGCGCUCGCGGGCCGAGUACACCGAGGCCAGCGGUCCCUGCGUCCUCACGCCGCAUCGGGACAAUCUGCACCAGAUCGACGCCGUGGACGGACCCGCCGCCUUCCUGGACAUCCUGGCCCCACCCUACGACCCCGACGAUGGCCGGGACUGUCACUAUUACCGGGUGCUGGAGCCAUUGAAGCCCAAGGAGGCCUCCGGCUCGGCCUGUGACCUGCCCCGAGAAGUGUGGCUCCUGGAGACCCCUCAGGCCGAUGACUUCUGGUGCGAGGGAGAGCCCUAUCCAGGUCCCAAGGUCCUCCCCUGAGGCCCCCUGUUCCCGGGAGCGGUGGGCCGAAGAUGUGCCCUACCUUGAUCAGGGCCGUAGGGCCAGGCUGCCUGCGACCCACCACAAGGGCUCUCUCUCUCUGCACCCCCAGCCUGGGCUUUGGAUCUACUGGCAUGACCAGCAACCGCUUCCUUGGCAGCCUUAGGAAGCACGGGCGACAGCAGCCACUGGGCACGGUUAUGGGGGCGGAUGGGAGGCGAGGUUGUUUCCUGGUACUGUCACUGCCAACAGGGCUUUGGUUUGGGGGAGUGGGGCAGGGGACUCUGAAGCGCUUCCAUCCUAAAGCCAUAAUGAAAAUACUCUGUUCCCCAUUUUAUACAAUACACUAAGUGGUUUUCUUUGACCCACCUCUUGGGUGAAUAGGGAUUGUUUUCCACUUCUGCCCCUAUGACCUUUUGCCCCUUACAGUUUUAACUUAUUGACUAUGCAUGACCCAGUGGUUUGAAUUGCUUUAGUUCAAGUCAUUGGUAAAAACUACCUUUAGAGAGAUAAGCUACUUUUAAAGUAAGCUAUCCUGUCUUAAUUCCCUGUGAAAAUUAAGUCAUCUUUUCAGAGUUUGGGGAUCACCCCAAGACAUUACUAUGCAUGUCAAGGACAAGAUUUAUUUUCUUUCCUCUCCUUGCCCCAUGGCUACCUACAUCUGUUUUUCUCAGGCAUUGUCUACUAAGAAAUUCAGCACUUGCAUAUUUCAGAGAGAGCUGGUCCCUUACAGCUUAUCCUCCCCAUGAGUCUCCAGGUCUGUCAGUUGAGCAGGUUUUUUUUGUUGUAGAUUCACCUUUGAUUCAAAGACUAUUGUCUUCUAGUGACCUUUUUCUUAACAUACUUUAAGAGAUAGGGUCAUUCUGUAUUUUCUAACCAGAAGAUUCAGAGAAGCUGAAUCUGUUAUGCUUCCAAAUAACUGUAAAACACUCCUAACAAGCUGUUGAAUUCCAUACCCCUGUGUCUUCCUGUAAAAGUAGAGAAAAGUAUGUUAAUGACUGUUUCACAUUCUCCCAGGAACUCUGGUGUUCCAGAAGGCUGUGGUUUCAGCUAUGUUGCUGGUGAUGUUGUCUCAGCCCUCUCAAACGGGAAUGAGUGCUUGCUUCAUCCAAUGUGGUUUUCUGUAGGAAGAGUAGAUGAUCUAGGCUGGAGUUUUGAGAAUUGACUACUUCUAGCCAUUUUAGAACCAAAACUUGGGAUUAAACGUUUCUCACUCCCAACUCUUGAAAUGAAUAGUUGUGCUAUGUGUAGUUUUAUUUUUGUUCUUUUACUAGGCUGAGCAACUUUAUCUUGUUUACAAGUGUGUUGACACCAUUUGUUUCAGGCCAUGGAGCACUGUUUCCCUCUUUUUACUAUUUAUAGGAUUCCUUUUUACACUAAACUUUUCAUAAAAACAAACUGUAGAAAUAAACACAUAAAAAUUUGCCCAGCUGUUGUCUAAGCCCUCUUGAUUGACUUGCCCAGGUGACAAUACUUCUAAUAUCUGUAAUAAGAGAAGAUUUACUAUUAUUGAUGGAAAGUGUUUGUUGAUCCUGGAGGAAUAUGUGCUUUUGCCUCAUUAUGCACACUAGGUUACAGAGACCCAGGGUGAAGGAGUUUUUGUUUCCAGUUUUAAAAAUAAUAUGAAAAAAGCAAUUCUUGACCUUAUUAAUAAGAAAAGGUACUUAUUCAACACAACACUCCACUAAGCCCCUGUUGUAACACCUGACACAGGCAUAAUAGUAAGCAUCUCCUCCACCUUGCUGAAGUUCAAGUGUGAAGUGGUUCUUUGUGUCACUCAGUUUGAAAAUCAAUUCCAGAUAGGUAGAUGAUUUUCUUAGACAAAUAAACAAAAUUUUUUUCAUAGUAAAGCAGUGAGCAUUGUGUGGACACCAGUCACAUAGUUACCUUUUUAAAAUUACAUUGUAGCCAAAAGGUGAUUAUUUACAAAGAUUGUUGAAAGCGAUGUAUAUGCUACAGUAUAAUCUAGAGAACAUUAAACACAUAGAAACUCAUCCUGGAAAUAGAAUAGUAAUAAAGGAAGAAUUUUUACAAAGGAUUUAAUUACAAAAAGUGUAAAGCUCUCAAUUAUAAGCAAUUUGGAAGAAAAACUAAGGUGCUUUUCAAAAGAAUAACUGAAAUUGUUCCAGGCCAAAAGAGCAAUAUGUUGUCUUUCUAAUUUAGUUCAGGAACAGUGAAACUUUUGAUGCACUAAUAAAUUGAGUAAAUUAAUGGUGAAAAUAAAAUGUAAUUUGUUUUAAUGAGCCACUGUGGAAAGAAUAUGCUCAUUACCAAGACACAAUGUGGUGCAGAAAAAGCCUUGCACCUCUAUGCAGAAACUGUUAGAACUGACUUCCUGUGCUGCUGUUGAGUUUCCAUAUAGUCCUACAAAGUCAAUUAUGUUUUAGUAACAACUCUAGGAUAAGAGUUACCUUACCCUAGGAAAGACUAAUGAGCACAAUGGUAUUAAUCACAUAACUUUUUUGUUGUAUAAUACAUGCAAUAAUUGCUUCUCGUGGAUGAGAAGUUGGCUAAACACUUACUGAAGCUUUUAAAUUCUCUAUAGUUAACAUUGGUGACAAGUUAUGUCAAUGCAGAAUUUUAUGUACCUACCUACUUCUUGGAGAACUGAUUUUUUAACUAAGACUGAUUUGAUGAGUUGAGUUUAUACCAAAUGGUGUUUAUUAAUGAAAAUGGUAGUCUGCUUUUUAAGUAAUACAUGUUUUAUCAACAGGAGUCUGUUCUCUGAGCUUUUAAUGCAAACAGCCCUUCUCCCAAAAUAGACACCUUGUAUUCCCCCUUCUGUUGCCUCCUUGUAGCCUUAGUCUUGGCAUCUCAGAGGACUCAUCACUCUAUUGCAGAUGAUUCUGAAUCUUGUGUUCUAGUUCUGCCUGGCAAGGAAGCAGUGUAUCUUUAAUGUAAACCUCUUCCCAUUGCUAUUGUAGUCUGCCCUGAUAGUAGUUAGGUUUAAAUUCAGAACUUAGGGUUAUAGCAGAGCCGACCACUGGUCAAUUCCAUGGCACUGAGGUCUGCCAGCAGAGAAAGAAACCAUUUGUUAAUGAUGCUGAAUCUUCAAAUCCAGGGAUGUUGACAUUUCUGAUUAAAAUCAGUGUACUUAUGGAAAAUAAAGGCAUGUUUUAAAUUACUUAGAGAUAAGUCUUGUUUAUUGUGAAAUG